CUGCCGGGCGGCCGCCACCCGCGGGGCGGGGCGCGGUUUUUCGGCCCGUCGCGGAACACGUGAUCAUAUUUGGGGCCCCGCUGCAGCCCUCGUCCACCUUACAGACGGUUCGGUGCACGUGGGAUUAGAGCCGCCAGGUGCCCGCCACCAUGGCCAUGAACCUUCUGGAGGACUGGUCGGGUAUGGAAGUGGACACAAGGUCCCUGUUGGUCACGGGCAUCCCAGAGGACUGUGGUCAAGCAGAGAUUGAGGAGACCUUGCAUGUCCUCUCCCCGCUGGGCCCGUACUUCGUGCUCAAUAAGAUUUUUCUGAGGGAAGAGAACGCCAAAGCUGCCCUAAUUGAGGUGGGAGAGGGUGUGAGUCUCAGGGCCGUACCCCGGGAGUUCCCAGCAAGGGGGCGUCUGGAGAUGUUUUGUAGAGACCCCACCCAGGAUGCUGAGUUUUUAAAAAAUCUGAAUGAGUUCUUAGAUGCCGAGGGGCGCACGUGGGAGGAUGUGGUGCGUCUGCUCCAGCUGAGCCACCCCCCACGGCCCCAGAAUCAGCGCCCGGAGAACUGGGCAGAAGCUUUGGGGGUGCUCCUGGGGGCAGUGGUGCAAAUCGUCUUCUACAUGGAUGCCGAGAUCCGCAGCCGCGAGGAAGUGAGGGCGCAAGAGGUGACUGAUGCCCAGGCCGUAGCAGCUUCAGCUUCAGCGUCACGGAGGAAGGUCAAGAAGGAGCCAGGAUGGGCUGCAGAAGUAGGCUCUGCUUUGAAGACGGAGAAUCCCGGCAGCUGGCAUGACAUGGAAGACGAAGGUGACCCCCCCAAACCUCUGGUUCGCAGAGCUGGAGCUAAAAGUCGCUCCAAAAAGAAGCAGAAAAAAAACCCCAAGCAAGAGUCAGUGGCCUGGAAGAAACCCAAAGGCCACCAUUCCAAGAGCUCAGCCGCCUUGGAGGAUCCUGAGGCCAAUGGCGCGGAAAACAUGGAGGUCUCGGAAGCUAUCAGGAGCAACAAAAAGCCCUGUGUGAAGCAGGAGGAGUCGACUUUGAAGAAGCCUGCGGGAAAAUGUGCCUGGAAGGCUCCCAGCAAGCCGUCCCGUGAUGCCCAGUCAGAAGCUGUGAGUCCUGGGGUUGCUUCGGAGUCAGACCAAGAUGGCGGUCAGGAAGGCCCACCAAAGAAGAAGGCCGUGGGCUGGGCCUUGGCAAAGAGCCCUGCCCCCACGAGAAAGAAAAAGAAGGUAAGCUUGGGCCCUGUCUCUUACGUCCUUGUCGAUUCGGAAGAUGCAGAAAAACCGAUGAUGGCAAAGAAAGGGCCAGCCGCAAGAGAGGCAUCAGUUCAGAAGGCCCUCCGAGGCCCACAGCCCGCGGAGUUGCCAGCCUCGACCUCACAGGGCCCAGAGGCCGACCCAGAAUGCUCCCCUCGUGCCUCCAGCGGGGAGAACGACCACAGAAGCCAUUUGGGGUGCGCCGACAAGUGGAUGAGUGGGGAAGAGCCGGAGCACCGGGUGGGGGCAGGUCAGGUGCAUGAGGAGGACCCCAGUGCGGUGGAAGAGGCAGAUGAGGUGUUAGAGGGCGAGAGCCCUGACCUGCCUCCUAGGAGCCCCUGAAGGCCAACAUGGGGACACCGGUGGGCAGGAGGUGGCCACGCAGAUCCGCCACCUCUCCUUUGUCGGUGACCGUCGCUGUGGUAGUCUCCAGUCGUUCUGCCACUCCGUCUGACCCAGCUCCCUUAAUAAAAACUCAGUGGUUUGGAGUGAUAGUGAUCAAUGGGUCGUCAAGGUAGAUGGCUUUGAAGGUGGAGUUUUCUGGAGGCCUGGUUGGGGGAUAGGAAUGUUCAAGCACUGAAAAGGACCAAGGAAGUGAGAAGAAAAAAAAAAUUCCACAGGACACCCACUUCCCCUUUUGAGCUCUUCUAAUCCACAGAACCCAGAAAGCUUUGAUUUGGAGGACCACCCAUAGCUGGUUAGUUGAAAGACGUCCAAGGAAGAAGUAUCACAUUGGGAACAAAGUUUUUUCUUAUUGAGUGAACUUUUGACUCUUAAAGGACCCCGUUUGUAAAGAUGUGGCUCUCAGAGGGGAAGUAUCCGUGAGCUCUUAGGUGAGAGAGGUUAAGGGAGGGAGGUACAUCGCUCUGCUCUUUUCUCUCUGCCACGCCUGCUUUUGCACCUCCCCUUGACUCACCUUCAGAGGUUAGAGGGUCACUAAGCAGAUUGGGAAAAUUCUAGAACAUUUACCUUUACAUACACCGGCGGGAUCCCUGUUAACGUCCAUCCGUGUUCUGCCUUUCUUCCUCAUUCCCUGCUUUCUGGAUGGCCAGCCAACCUCUGCGUGCAGGGUCUGGCAUAUUCUCCCACCUUCUCUGUGUUUCCAUCAUGGGUAAAUUAAGCUGAGAUCGUCCAAGCGGACCUGCCUGCCUUGCUCCUGCUGGUUUUCAGCUUCCGUCCUCCAGUUAACUAGCCAGAGGGUGAGAAGGUCCCAAGAGUUAGUUUUGGGGGACUUAGGCCUUGACGUACUUGAGCUUUAGAUUCUGUUAAUAAAAGUGGUAUUUGGAUUCCCGUUUAGCGUCUGGCCGUCUCAGGACGCCCAUGGGGAGAGGGGGUGAUCGGUAGGGAAGGACUCAGGUGCUUCUGGCUUCCCAGCCCCUAAUUCCAUCCAGCGCCACCAAACUCUGUGUCCUUGGGGCUAAAGACCCUCCUCACGUUGAAAUCAG
Lynx canadensis (Canada lynx) is the source of this 2686-nucleotide messenger RNA. RefSeq names its product PNMA family member 8A (gene PNMA8A). The record is from RefSeq and is a predicted model, not a curated record. Lineage: Eukaryota; Metazoa; Chordata; Mammalia; Carnivora; Felidae.